Oncorhynchus kisutch (coho salmon) is the source of this 2199-nucleotide messenger RNA. Its product is annotated as scrapie-responsive protein 1. NCBI's taxonomy places the organism in Eukaryota, Metazoa, Chordata, Actinopteri, Salmoniformes, Salmonidae. Bases 1113 to 1415 code for a protein of 100 amino acids. The transcript is spliced from 3 exons. The record is from RefSeq and is a predicted model, not a curated record. Gene Ontology annotation, cellular component: neuron projection terminus; Golgi apparatus.
CAGCACUUUGAGAUAUCAGCUGAUGUAAGAAGGGCUAUAUAAAUCAAUUUGAUUUGAUUUGAUUAAGCAUCAACCGCAAAAUGCCAUCAUUUAUUGAGUAUGUAUGCUUUCAGAGCCCUAAAGGCCAUUUCUCAGUUUUCGGUAGCUGUAUAACACAAAGUAAAUACCGCUUGAUUUGUUUAAAGUGGAAACUGCAACGGAUAAAACUGUGCUGCCGUCCAAUAAGAAGCAAUUGAUUUAACACACGAAGUAGAUGAUUAAAUUUGGCUGUGACGGAUACUUUCACAGCCAACCAGCUCUAUCAGCAGUCAGUGGAGCUCCUCUGCGUGUCAACAAGGAAAGGAGCCAAGUCAAGGCAAAGGUUGUAGCUAUAGAGAAACUUGCAUUUCCCUUCCAACUGGUUCAUUUACUGCAUGCAUCACUUGCAUUUCAUUACACCCAGACAGACACUCCAUUUAAACAGUACGAGCAUCCACCACAUCUGAUUGCAACACUCACAGCAAUUCAGAUGCUUUAGAGAGUUUCAGUGAAAGGCAACAUUCAGUAUCAGGCAUUCAUUCAUUCGCUCUUGGAUGGUUGUCUAUUGAAAUGCAAAAUGGCUGAUAUACAACCAAUUAAAAUAAAAUAAAAACACAUUGAAAACACCUUUACUAAAAAUAUAGCCUACUACUUCAAGCCUGCUAAAUUGGUGUUAUACGUUAUUCUGGAUGUGAACAAACGCUGCUUGUCCGCUAGACUGUAAAACCAUGAUUCAAACCCGUUCAUGUACUUUUCCACAGCAUAUAUGAACUAAAUCUGUCUGAGACUGAGAGGUUUGGUUUGGAUCACUCCCCAAUGCUGGCCUCCGCUCUUAGCCCUGUACCGUCCUGGCAUGUAAGCAUGGCAUUAUUGUCAUGCUUGUGCAGAGUGCGGACUUAAUCAAUGCCCUUGGUUAUUUCUCUGGUUUACAGGCUGAGAGGAGAGAGGGGAGAGAUGGUCAUACUCUUAGCAUGGGGUAGAGUAGGGAUAAAGACUCCUCUGUUUUCUGUUUUAUACUUACUAAAUGUACCCAAUGAAAACGGGUCAGAAGCUACUGCCGUUCCUGAGGAGAGCACUAAAUAAGCUUGAUCAAAAUGAAGGCACUACUCAUUGCUGCUAUUCUCUUGGUUGGACUGUUGGCAAUGGGCAGCAAGGCCAUUCCAUCAAACCGCUGGUCCUGCUACAAGAAAGUCUUGAAGGGCAGGGACUGUCGCAAUGUUGGCAUCUCCAACGGAGUUGCGACCAUGCGACCCAUCGAUUCCCUGCAGAACCAUUUCUGGGAGGGGAACAAAUGCGACAUGGUGUGCUACUGUAACUUCAGUGAGCUCCUCUGCUGCCCAAGGGAUGUCUUCUUUGGACCCAAAAUCUCCUUUAUAAUUCCAUGCAAAACCAUCUGAGCCAUCAGUCGUUUGAAUGGACAGUGAACACGGACGGUGCAAUCUUCUGAAUUGAAACAAGAGUAAAGAGUAAAUGGGGCCAGGGGGGAUGGGCCCAUCCAUUCCGGACUACAGAAUUACAUGCAUUUCAUUCUUCACUUGGAGACAGCUACAACAACGACAAGUUCAGAAGGCUGGAGCUAAAACAAAAGCACAAGCUUUGAAGCCGGGGAAAAAAAGAGGCCCAUCUUUCACAAUACUUGGGCCUACAAAUAAAAUGCAUUAUUUUCAGUCUCAAAUACAGCACCCAGUAUAUUUAUUAUCUGUCAAGACAAUUCAAUAAAUGCAGCCCGUGUCCCUCCUUUGCCAAGGCUACAGUUCAACACUUGUAUAUCUGACUUGGCAGAAUCUUCAUUUGGCAUUUGCAAUGAUGUGACACUCCCCAUUAUCUACACCCAAACGUAAACAGAUCUCACUAUUUGGCAAUAGUCGUAGUACAGUAAUACCACGAAGUGUGCACAUCCCAAAAAUAUAAUUCAAUAGUUAAUAGUAUGCCAUUCUUGAGAGACAUGGCAUUUUGUGUGUGCCACUAGGCCUAACUAACUGUAAAGCGCUCUGGAUCAGAGCGUCUGCUAAAUGACUAAAAUGUGAAUAACAUAGCACUUACAGAUCCCCUAGACCGGUGAAGCUGUUUAAACAAGUUGUUCUACUGCUCCAUGACAUCUCCCUGUACUUAUCCAAUGAUUUUAUGUCAAUUACAACACUGUAUGUGAGAAUAUUAAUAAACAGAUCGGUUUGAGUGUUA